Sardina pilchardus (European sardine) is the source of this 1261-nucleotide messenger RNA. Its product is annotated as rho-related GTP-binding protein RhoG-like. Bases 171 to 746 code for a protein of 191 amino acids. Gene Ontology annotation, molecular function: protein kinase binding; GTPase activity; GTP binding. Lineage: Eukaryota; Metazoa; Chordata; Actinopteri; Clupeiformes; Clupeidae. The transcript has 2 exons. Gene Ontology annotation, biological process: Rac protein signal transduction; cell chemotaxis; regulation of actin cytoskeleton organization. The record is from RefSeq and is a predicted model, not a curated record. Gene Ontology annotation, cellular component: cytoplasmic vesicle; cytoskeleton; cell projection.
AGCGUGGGCUAAUAUAGGCAACUGUUUGUGUUUUACUUCCUCUUAGUGAACUGCACUAACUUCCUUCAAAGCGUCCUCUCCUACUUUUGAACUUGGACGACGCUAGACUGGUCAAGGGCUUUUGCUGGAUAAAGAGUAUGUUUGGUGCAUAAAGCAGUGAAGGUGCCAACAUGCAGAGUAUAAAGUGUGUGGUGGUCGGAGACGGAGCUGUUGGAAAAACCUGUCUCCUCAUUUCCUACACAACCAACGCCUUCCCCAGCGAGUACAUCCCCACCGUGUUUGACAACUACAGCUCCCAGGUGACCAUGGACAGUAGGACUAUUAGUCUGAACUUGUGGGACACUGCUGGCCAGGAGGAGUAUGACCGCCUCCGCACCCUUUCCUACCCACAGACGAAUGUCUUUGUCAUCUGUUUCUCAAUUGCCAGCCCGCCUUCUUACGAGAAUGUCAAGCACAAGUGGCACCCCGAGGUGACGCACCACUGCCCCAACACGCCCAUCCUGCUGGUGGGCACCAAGAAGGAUCUGCGGAAUGACCCAGAGAUCCAGAAGAAGCUGAAGGAUCAGAACCAGACUACUGUCACCCAACAGCAGGGCCAGGCCCUGGCCCGACAAAUCCAGGCCAUCAAGUACCUGGAGUGCUCGGCUCUCAACCAAGAUGGCAUAAAGGAGGUGUUUGCAGAGGCCGUGCGUGCUUUCCUCAAUCCACAGCCAACUACUACCAAGAAACCAUGUGUGCUGUUGUAGAUGAAGCCAAGAGCAAGCCUGUCACUGUAAAAAAAACCUUGUUUGAUAUUACUUAAUAUACAGCUAUACUUAACAAAUUGUGUCUCUCAGAAUUCAAAUUGGUGCAAUUUUGCAAAACAAAAUAUAGGCCUAUAAAAGAACUGGAUUAUUAAUCAUACUAAGCAGUUUCAGUAUGGAGUUUAUUAUAUUGUAUGUGUUUUAUUGGUGUAUUAAUUUAAUGAUCCACUCAGCUGUGAAACCUAUCUAACUUACUGAGAUAUUUGUGCUUUUUUAUGCGUAGUGGUGGUGAGUGAUUUUGACAAAGGAAAUGUCAGUCCAAUAACUUCUUCCUGGAAAUGUCUGGAAAUGUUUCUUUUUAAACCGUUUAUGUCUGAAAGAUUGCUAUGUCAGUUCUCUUUUUUUCUUUAGAGUGUUGAAUUACUGUUCUUUCAUAGUUGACACCACUUGUACGUCAUUACUCUUAACCUGGGUUGUUGUUAUCUGUGUCUGAAUGCAUACCUUCUCUAUCCAACCUC